Messenger RNA from Plenodomus lingam JN3, 1731 nucleotides. RefSeq lists its product as uncharacterized. The record is from RefSeq and is a predicted model, not a curated record. Lineage: Eukaryota; Fungi; Ascomycota; Dothideomycetes; Pleosporales; Leptosphaeriaceae. Gene Ontology annotation, molecular function: metal ion binding.
AUGUUGCCUGAUGGAAAAAUCGAAUCACUAGGUACUCACCUGGAGCAAUUCAAGCUCAAUGACAAGAGCCGACAGAGUGAUUUACAGAACCUGCUCAAAGAAUAUGGCCAGCUGCUUGGAGACUAUAAAGUGCUGAAGAAAGCGCUUGACGUCAAGAAUAACAAGCCAGCAGUAGUUCUACCAGGAUCCUCUACCCGUGCUGCUAAGCCUAAGGGUUCCUACGUUCUUGUGCUUGUGGAUGGCAAUGACUAUAUAUUCAAUGAGGAGUUGAUCAAAGAAAAAGAGGAGGGCGGUAUGCGCGCUGCUCGUCUACUAAACGAUGCGGUGGAAAAAUAUAUACACGACAGUGUCCCUGGGGGGCACAAGGCGCGCAUCAUUGUUCGCAUCUACGCUGAUCUUACGACCUUGUCAAAGCAAUUGACAAAACAGAAAGUGACAGGACCAGAAAAGCGUUCUGUUGCAUCAUUUUCGGCGGCUUUUACGCGUGCUAUUGGUCUCUUUGACUUUGUGGACGCGCUAGAUGAGGAGGGAACCAAGUUCAAGAUUAGAGAGCAGUUCAAACUCGCGUCCGAGGACGAUACCUGCAGCCACAUAUUGUUCGCCGCCUGUCACAACCCCGCAUACCUUUCUCAACUGGUUCCUUUCAGUGGUGUGCGCGAGAAGAUCACCCUUGUUCAAAGUGCAGGUUGGAACCAAGAGUUUGAUCAAUUCGGCCUGAACGUUACUCAAUUCCCAACAGUCUUUAGGUGGUCUGAAGUACCAAAAACAGCACCGACGAACAGAUCGGUGUCAUCCAGCACGGCCGCAGAUUCUGCUCCGUACAAAGCUAUUGUAGUCACUACACGUCCUACCCUCCGAACGAAUUCCUGGCGUAGGGAUGGCCCUGUCAAUGGGAAUCGUUCUGCUCUCAGUAGUCCGGAGUUGGUACCCGCUCGUCCCAAUAGCAGCAACAAUGCAGCCAGUCCAAAGAAAGAGCCUUCCGCGGCAUCAGACAAGUUCAAGCAACCAUGCAGGCAUUUCUUAAAGGGCACCUGCCGCUUCGGCGACAAAUGCACAUUCUCCCACGCAAACCCUCGUCAGACGUCAUCGCACACGCAACCAAACCCCACGACCGGCCGCUCUAAUCUCUCCUCACACUUACCCAAGAAGCUGACUCCAGGCUUCGUCCCCGUCAAUGCCCAAAAUCAACGUCUGGACACAUACAUUCGACCGCCGACGGACCAAGAAUUCUCAAUCUACCAAUCGCGCUUCCACCAGCGCAAACCGUGCAACAGCUUCCAUCUGCAGCAGUCGUGUACAAAUUUUGACUGUGCGUACGAUCACUCUGCACUCGAGCCCGAAUCGCGCCAUGUCCUGAGUUACGUACUGCGGUGCACGGCGUGUCCGCGCAAGGGCGAUUGUAGGCUUGAGGAUUGCUUCUAUGGACAUAUUUGUCAGAAGGAGGGGUGUACGGGGCAGAUGAAGGGGUGUAGGAUGAAGGGGCUGCAUGAUGUGGAUCCAAAGGUCACAGGGAUGGAGCCGGCGGAGAGGAGGGAGAGGGUUGUGCACGAGGAGAGUGCUGCGGAGGCUGUGCAGACGCUGAUCGAUAUUGAGGAUAAUGUCGAGGAUCGUGUCGAGGAUCAUGUCGAGGAUCAUGUCGAGGAUCAUGUCGAGGAUCAUGUCGAGGAUCAUGUCGAGGGAAAAGGGGAGUAUAAGGCUGAGGAAACGAAUGAACUGGUGUAUCAUUGGUGA